GCCACUCUUCCUGUGCCUGCGCGGUCUCCCGUCACUGCUGUUUCUGUGACCUUCUCCCACACACUUGUUGUUCGUUUCCGAUUUACUAACAGCUCGGGUGACGAACAGUUGUCAGGAACAGAUCCCUGUCGUAACCCAGGGACUGCCUGCACUUUGAAGCCUUUAUAAAGGUUAAGUAAAAAUGGUCUCCUUUAAUGUGCCUUGGUCUCCAAACUGCAAGAAUGAGCGAUGCUUUGACUUUUUAACAAUUUCACAAGCCUGUGACAUUUUAUUUGUGGCAUCCUUUGAUAUUCCAAAUGAUAUGCGGGACGGUUGCGUCGCAAGGUCAAGUGCUGCCUAUCACCAUGUUUUAUCAGGUAUGUCGGCUUAUAUCAAACUGGGCAUUGACUCCAGAAAGCUGGUGAUGGGCGUUCGUUGGUCCGGUUAUGACUAUACUUGCCAGCGCUUUCUCGGGGCUAGCAGCUGUGAAUUGGAAAUGACUGCCCAAAGUGUUCCUUGUAGUUAUUCUGCUGCAAGAAAGAUCCCAUAUAAAGAGAUCGUGCAGCGCCUGCCAAGAUCACUGACUGGCAGAUUCUGGGAUGACGAUCAGAAAGCCCCGUAUUUUGUCUACUUGGAUGGUAGAACAUAUCACGAGGUCUGGUACAAUGAUCCAGAGAGCAUUUCAAUGAGGUCAUCGAUCCUGAAGAAACUGAAACUCCGUGGCAUUGGUGUGUUGGCUGCAAAUAAUAUAAACUACACUGGUGAUGCCAGAGCAGCAAUGCAGGCUGAAGAAAUGUGGAAUGCUCUGUGCCCUCCCUGAUGAAUGUACUGAGUUUGAACCAUUUAAUUUUUGUAUAAUCUGAUCACUUGCAAGAAAACAAAAUAAAAAUAAACUAAUUUCCAGCAAUAGCAGUUAAAUAAACAUUGAUUCAUAAAAAAACGUAACAUUUUAUCUAAUAAAUUUAAAUGAAAAGCGGUGUACUAAUAAAUAUGUACUGGAAUGUUUACAAUUUCAAGCAGCUUCGAUUGUUUGUAAUUGUAUUAACACUGUAUUAAUUGACAAAUUGUUCAAUGACAGCACAAGGUAAAUCUUCUUGCUACUUAGAUUGUUCUUUGGAUUGUCGGUAUUUAUCUCUCCCACUGGGCACUGAUUUAACUCUGAUAACGUACAUGUGUGUCAUCUGUUUAAUUUUUUGGUCUCUAUGAUUUCAUUUCUGCCUUGUUACAAGUUUAAGUGUCAGUAGUAGUAGUACCAUGUCAGGGCGGCAUGGUAGCGUAGCGGUUAGCAUGACACUAUUACAGUGCCAGCGACCCGGGUUCAAUUCCCGCCGCUGUCUGUAAGGAGUUUGUACGUUCUCCCCGUGUCUCCGUGGGUUUCCUCCGGAUGCUCUGGUUUCCUCCCACAUUCCAAAGACAUAUGGGUUAGGAAGUUGUAGGUGUGCUAUGUUGGCGCCAGAAGCGUGGCGACACUUGCGGGCUGCCCCCAGCACAUUUUCAGUAACAUAAAAAGAUGCAUUUCAUUGUGUGUUUCAAUGUACAUGU
Pristis pectinata (smalltooth sawfish) is the source of this 1521-nucleotide messenger RNA. Its product is annotated as di-N-acetylchitobiase-like. The record is from RefSeq and is a predicted model, not a curated record. NCBI's taxonomy places the organism in Eukaryota, Metazoa, Chordata, Chondrichthyes, Rhinopristiformes, Pristidae. Gene Ontology annotation, molecular function: chitinase activity. Gene Ontology annotation, cellular component: extracellular region. The coding region runs from base 182 to 799 and encodes 205 amino acids. The transcript has 5 exons. Gene Ontology annotation, biological process: carbohydrate metabolic process; chitin catabolic process.